AUGCGGAGAGGGAAGCUCUGCAGAGCACUGCCUACCCUGAAGUAAACAUUCUGCCAGAAGCACGGCUUGAUGUUUGAGGUGGUUGAUCUGAGGUGGGGUAUUCAGAACACUGAGGCCACUGACUACCUCACCACGGAACUGUGCUUGGAGGAGGUUGACCGGUGUCGGAGAACAUCCAUAGGACCCUCUUUUGUCGCCCUCAUAGGAGACCAGUAUGGCCCCUGUACACUCCCCACGCUGAUCGAGGAGAAGGAGUGGGAGGCACUGAGGGCCCAGCUCACGGCCAGGCCGAGUGACCUGGAGCUGGUGGCACGACGCUUCCGGAGGGACGAGAACGCCGUCCCUCCCACCUAUAUCCUGCAGGCGCUGAGUGCCAGGGAGCCCCGUGGGCCUGAGGAGUCCACCUUGACAUCUGUCCUACAGUCUGGAGCCCAGGAUGCCCAGAGGCUGGGCCUCAUCACCCAGGAGCAGUGGCAUCGCUACCACCGGUCAGUCAUUGAAUGGGAGAUAGAACAGGGCUUGCUGAGCUCUGAAAACGGGGACCAAGGAGCCACCAUCUUCCUUCGAGAGAUUCAAGACCUCAACAAACAUAUCCUGGAAGACUGUGCCCUCAAGAUGGUGGACCGGCUCCCAGACGGCUGCCUGGACACUGAUGCCCAGAACUUUCUCAGCAGCCUUAAGGGGCGCAUCACCAACACACAGCCAGGAGUUCUCAAGGCCCACCAUCUGCCAUGGAGCCGUGACCUGGUAAACCCCAAGAACAAGGCUCACGCUCGCUACCUUAAGGAGCUGAGUGAGCAGUUUGUGGCCAGGGCCAACCACCAGGUUCUCGAACACCUCCGUGAACUGGAGGUGGCCAGACAAGAGUUGGGGUGGCUCUAUCAGGAAAUCCGUCACCACCUUUGGCAGAGUGUGGAGGUUAUCCACACCUUCUGUGGACGCCAGGAACUCCUGGCCCAGCUCGGGCAGUGGCUCAGGCAGAAUGACGGCAAGCCCCAUACCCCUAUGGUGCUUUUUGGACCUCCGGGCAUCGGAAAGACAGCCCUGAUGUGCAAGCUGGCUGAGCAGAUGCCAGGGCUGCUCGGCCCUAAGACAGUGACUGUCCUGCGGCUGCUGGGGACAUCACAGCUGAGCUCAGACACACGCAGCCUUCUCAGGAGCAUCUGCUUCCAGGUGUGCCUGGCCUAUGGGCUGCCCUUGCCCCCUGCCCAAGUCCUGCAUGCACACACUAGAGUGGUCCAGUUUUUCCACACCCUCCUCCACACAGUCUCCUGCAGAAACUUUGAGUCUCUAGUGCUCCUGAUGGAUUCCAUGGACGACCUGAACUCUGCCCACCACACUCAGAGGCUCCGCUGGCUGCCUCUCAAGUGCCCCCCCAGGGUGCACCUCAUUCUCUCGGCUUGCUCCUCCCCUGAGCAGAGGGUUUUGAGUACCAUGCAGCAGAUGCUUAUGGACCCAGGGGCUUACUGUGAGGUGAAGCCCCUCUCAGGAAACCAGGGGCAAGAGAUGAUCCAGCUUCUGCUGGUGGCUGUGAGAAGGACCCUGAGCCCAGUGCAGAGGGACCUGCUCUGGGCCAGUCUCCCAGAGUGCGGACAUCCAGGGCGGCUGAGGCUAGCCUUUGAGGAGGCCCGGAAAUGGGCCUCCUUUACUGUGCCAGCCCCAUUGGCCACCACUGCCGAGGAAGCCACACACCAUCUCUGCACCCGCCUGGAACAGAUGCACGGGCAGCUCCUUGUGGCCCACAUGCUGGGCUACAUCGUUUCUUCCCGGCACGGUCUCUCAGAGGCAGAGCUGAAGGAUGUCUUGUCCUUGGAUGAUGAGGUCCUACAGGCUGUGUAUCAGGACUGGACCCCACCCAGUAAGGAGCUGCUGAGAUUCCCACCCCUGCUGUGGGUGCGGCUUCGUCGGGAUCUGGGCUACUGCUUGGCCCGGCGGCCUGUGGAAGGCUUCACACUCUUGGCCAUUGCCCACAGACAGCUGGCUGAGGUGGUCCGAGAGCGCUACCUGUCGGGGCCUGAGCGAGCCAAGAGGCACAGCAUCUUGGCUGACUUUUUCUCAGGUGCCUGGAGCCAAGGCACCAAGAAACUCAUCACCCUGCCACGCGUGGGGAAGCCCCUGAACUUAGACCGCAAGGUGGCCCCUCAGCCCCUGUGGUUCUCAGACACGGUCGCCAACAUGCGGAAGCUGAAGGAGUUGCCCUAUCACCUGCUCCACUCAGGCCGCCUAGAGGAGCUGAAACAGGAAGUGCUGGGCAACAUGAGCUGGAUUUCUUGCCGGGGUGUCUCUGGAGGCAUGGAGGACCUGCUGGAUGACUUUGAUCUGUGUGUCCCUUACCUGGACUCUCCUGAGGUCAGCCUGGUCCGUGAAGCCCUCCAGCUCUGCUGUCCUGCCGUGGAGCUCCGAGGCGUGGAGCGGAGCCUCCUAUACACAGAACUCUUGGCCAGACUCUACUUCUUUGCCACUUCACAUCCAGCACUGGUGGGACAGCUGUGCCAACAGGCCCAAAGCUGGUUUCGGGUGUGCCCACACCCUGUGCUGGUGCCCCUUGGAGGAUUCCUGCAGCCCCCAGGAGGACCUCUGCGGGCAACCCUGACUGGCUGUCACAAAGGCAUCACUGCCAUGGCAUGGGGUGUGGAGAAGAUGUUGCUGGUGAUUGGCACCCAGGAUGGCAUUGUGGCUGUGUGGGACAUGGAAGAACAGCAGGUGAUCCACCUUCUAACUGGACACACAGGAGAGGUGAGAUGUGUGAAAGUGUUUGCCAAGGGGACCCUCGCCAUCUCUGCUUCAAGGGACCACACGCUGCGCUUGUGGAAUUUACUUUCUGGCCAAGAGAAAUUCACCAUUUGGGAUGGAGGCCCCCAAAUUCCCACUGAACCUCAGAUCUGGAGCCUUCAUGUGGAUGAAGCAAAGAAGGUUGUAUAUUCGACAUCUGGCUCAAAGAUCAGUGCUUGGAAUCUGGAAACUGCAGAGCUGGUUUUCCGCAUUCUGGGAGAUACCUCUGAUCCCUGGAUGUGCACGGCCAUGCUGGCUUCUCAGGCCAGACUGGUGACAGUGUCCAAGGGUGGCGUGGUCAGUCUGUGGAGUUCAGCCAUGGGAGAACUGCACGGGAAACAACAUUUGUCCAGCAUCAAAGAAGAAAUACCAACCUGUGUGGUCGCAGUCCAGAAACAAGGAAAGCUGGUUACUGGGUUUAGCAAUGGCUCUGUCUCUUUGGUUUCCUCCGAAGGAGACAGAUUACUGGAGAAGCUCCCAGAUGCUGUGGGGUUCCUGGUGGUCUCUGAAGAUGAGUCCCUUCUCGCAGCAGGUUUUGGAAGAUCUGUGAGGAUAUUCUUGGCUGACUCUCAGGGCUUUCACCGAUUCAUGGCCACCGAUCUGGAACACGAGGACACAGUAGAGACGGCUGGUUUUGGUCCUAAGAACAAUCUGAUCGUCACUGGGUCCCGUGAUACACUCAUUCAGGUGUGGAGUCUCUCAGAACAGGGAACCCUGCUGCACAUCCUCGAAGGCGUCGGGGCCCCUGUGAACCUGCUGGCCCAGGGUGGGACUUUGAUGGCAUCUGCUUCCUGGCAGUCGUCAUCUUUCAAAGUCUGGGAUCUUGCCUAUGCUCAGAAGCCCCAUGACUCUGUCCCCUUUCUGGACCGCACUGGCCUCACUGCAGUGUCUCACAAUGGAAGCUAUGUCUACUUCCCCAAAAUCGGAGACAAAAGCAAAGUCACCAUUUGGGACUUAGCAGAAGGUGAGGAACAAGAUGUCCUGGACACUUCCAAUGAGGUCAGGUGUCUGGAGGUCGCUGAACAGUUCAAGCUCCUUUUCACGGGCCUUGUUUCAGGGAUCGUCCUGGUGUUCCCCCUGAAUUCCAGACAGGACGUGAUGUGCAUCCCCCCUCCUGAGACCCGGAAAGCCAUCAACUGCAUGUCCUUGAGCAAGGGUGAGGACCGUUUGGCCAUUGCUUAUGACAACAUUGUCCUAGUACUGGACAUCAGCCCUGGGGACCCUUGUCCAGUCAUUGAUGGGCCAAAAUACACCUUUUACACCCAACUGCCUGAGACCAUAUCCAGCGUGGCCGUGCUGGCUGACUACCGCGUGGUCUACGGCAUGACCAAUGGCGAUCUCUUCCUUUACGAGUGUGCGAAUUCCAAAGUGUUCCCGUUGGAGGCCCACAGCAGUCGGGUCACCUGCGUGGAGGUCAGCCACAAGGAGCAGCUGGCGGUCAGUGGGUCCGAGGAAGCAUUGCUGUGCCUCUGGGACCUGCAGGCAUGCAAGUGGAAACUUGAGAUGAGCUACACGGUGCGUGACCCACCAUACCACAGGACCCUGCUGGCCAUGCAGUUUGUCCAUGCUGUGGUAAACAGAAUCAUCCCGACCUCCAAUGGCUUCAUUGCCCCCACCAGAAAUGGUUAUCUCAUCCGAGAGCGUUUCCAGUGCCCUUCAUCAAGAACCUCACAGCAAGACCCUCUCAAAAACUUCAAGAAGGCAGUGUGGAUAGUCAAAUCCAGGCAGAGAGAAGAGCUGGCUGCAGCUGCAGGAGCAUCCCAGGACUUGGGAUCAGAAAGUACCCAGGGAAAUGAACCCAAAUUAAAUAAGCGCUCACAAGUCUGCCUGAUAGUGUAG
Molecule: messenger RNA, 4611 nt
Organism: Otolemur garnettii (small-eared galago)
Lineage: Eukaryota; Metazoa; Chordata; Mammalia; Primates; Galagidae
Gene: NWD1
Product: NACHT and WD repeat domain containing 1
Molecular function (GO): protein binding
Source: RefSeq, a predicted model, not a curated record